Rhinopithecus roxellana (golden snub-nosed monkey) is the source of this 1976-nucleotide messenger RNA. RefSeq names its product prostate and testis expressed 4 (gene PATE4). The record is from RefSeq and is a predicted model, not a curated record. Lineage: Eukaryota; Metazoa; Chordata; Mammalia; Primates; Cercopithecidae. The transcript has 3 exons. The coding region runs from base 39 to 335 and encodes 98 amino acids.
UCACUCAGCACACCUUCCGUCGCCCGAACAAGCAUCCAAUGAGGAAAAUGAACACACUGCUCCUCGUGAGCUUAUCUUUUCUCUACCUCAAAGAGGUUAUGGGUCUGAAGUGUAAUACCUGCAUAUACACAGAAGGAUGGAAGUGUAUGGCAGGCCGAGGCACUUGCAUUGCAAAAGAAAAUGAGUUAUGUUCAACAACAGCCUAUUUCAGGGGAGACAAACAUAUGUACUCAACACAUAUGUGUAAGUAUAAGUGCCAGGAAGAGGAGUACUCCAAAAGAGGCCUGUUGAGAGUGACACUGUGCUGUGACAGAAACUUCUGUAACGUCUUCUAAUGGAGCUUAGGAACUUGCAGAGGAUCAUCUGAUCAAGAUCCAGAAUCAAGACCAACCAGCAUGAACUGUUUUAUUUCCCACACCAAAUUCCACAUUGGCCUAAGAUCCCAGAGAGAGCUGCAGGGGCUGUGUCCUCAUUGCAAUGAAGGGGCUCCUCACACCCAACCUCCACCACUAGAUCCCUAAAACCAUGAACAUGGAAACAAAAUCCUCCAUGAGCUAUGCUUACUCUUUUGUCUUCUACUCCUGAUUUCUGAUUUCUAUCCCUGUGGUAGACUAAAUAAUGGACCCCCAAAUAUUUCUACAUCCUAAUCUCUGGAACCUGUGAAUGUUACCUUAUAUGGCAAAAGGGACUUUGAAAAUGUGAUUAAGGAUCUUGAGAAGGGGAGGUUACCUUGCAUUAUCUGGGGGGCCCUAAGUGCAAUCAAAAUGUCCUUGUAAGAUGCAAGUAAAGGGAGAUAUGACGCAGAAGAAGAAAAGAUGAUGUGAUGAUGGAAGCAGAGAUUGGAGUCACGUGCUUUGAAGAUGGAGGAAUAGGCCAUAGGCAAAAAACUAGAGGCCAUUAGAAGCUGAAAAAGUCAAGGAAAUAGGUUCUCCCCUCAGAGCCUCCAGAAACCAGCCCUGCCGACACCUUUAUUUAAGCCCUGUAAGACUCAUUUUGGAUGCCUGGCUUCCAGAACUUUAAGGGGGUGUUGUUUUCAGCCGCUAAGUGUGUAUUGUUUUAAAACACUAAGUUUGCAAUAACUUAUUAUAGCAGCAAUGGGAAACUAAUACAAUCCAAAUAAACUUCUAGGAAUUCAAAUCAUUGGUAAGCCUGAGUACCCAGGGGUCAGUCUAGGUGACAACAGUAUCCACCACUCAGGGCCUACGCUGACCUGCAGGAAGAGAGGAAUACAGAGCAAGUGCUAUGAAUGAAUGUGGAGAUCAAUUUAUGGAUUUUAAACUUCACGACAUGCUGCAGAUAAUCCUUUAGGUAUAUCUGUAGUAAACGGUGCCUCGCUAUGUUCUGAAGCAAUCAAACAUGAUGUCCUAAUAGCUCAAUCUGUCAGUUCCUCAUUAGCUCGUGUACUCACUGAAAUUCUUUUAACAGGUAAUGUCCCUGUAUUAGUCUGUUUUCACACUGCUGGUAAGGAUAUACCCAAGACGGGGCAAUUUACCAAAGAAAGGGGUUUAUUGGACUUACAAUUCUACGUGGCUGGAGAAGCCUCACAAUCAUGGCAGAAGGUGAAAGGCACGUCUCACAUGGUGACAGACAAGAGAAGAGAGCUUGUGCAGGGAAACUCCCCCUUAUAAUAACCAUCAGAUCUCGUGAGACCUCCUAUCAUGAGAACAGCACAGGAUAAACCUGUCCCCAUGAUUCAAUUACCUCCCACCAGUCCCUCCCACAACACGUGGGAAUUCAAGAUGAAAUUUGGGUGGGGACACAGCCAAACCAUAUCAGUCCCCUUCUUAAAACUCUCCUCUCUUAGCUCCUAUGACUGUACAUUUGUAGUUCUCCUACCUCUCUGAAGAAUCCUCAGUGAGGGUCUCUGGGGACAUUGUUUUGAUUUGUUAUUGUUUUUAUAUUCAGAUCUUUAACCUAUGUGAAGCCACCUUUGUAAUAUUGCCUUAAGUAAAGAUCCAGUAUUAUUUUUCUCCAUA